Messenger RNA from Actinia tenebrosa (Australian red waratah sea anemone), 1611 nucleotides. RefSeq lists its product as uncharacterized. Gene Ontology annotation, molecular function: nucleic acid binding; zinc ion binding. NCBI's taxonomy places the organism in Eukaryota, Metazoa, Cnidaria, Anthozoa, Actiniaria, Actiniidae. The record is from RefSeq and is a predicted model, not a curated record.
AUGGAUAGGCAGGCGAAAGCAUUGGAGAGGAGUAUAGACAAAAUUCACGAAAUUAAACUCCAARUACAAGAGAUAAAGAUCGAAGGUGAUUGRGAGCCAAACGAGGUUAGAAAGUGGACGGAGGAGCUCGAAGCUAAGCUUAGUAAGUAUGAGAAGGAAUUUAAAACUAUCAAGAACGAAGUGACCGAAGUAGAGAGCAAAGAAAAGGAGAAAAUYGAGCAAGAAAAACGCCAGCGUGUUUUCGAAGAYGAAUUGAAGCUACAGGAGGUCAAAUUACAGCGUCAGUUCGAGAUGGAGAAACAAUACAAAGAGGUUACAGAUUCCUCGUCUAAGCCAGGGAGUUUUAGCCGUGCCAAGCUACCUAAGCUGGUCAUAACGCCUUYCCAGGGAACUCAUCUCGACUGGAUGCGGUUYUKGAGUCAAUUUGAAACAGAAAUCGACAAGUCAGAGGUUAGCCAAGUCACUAAGUUUUCAUAUCUCAAAGAGUUAAUUAUUCCCAAGGUCAGGGGCUUGAUAGACGGUCUCCCUUACACAACAGAGGGGUAUGAACGGGCCAAGAGCGUGCUGAAAUCCAAAUAUGGGAAACCAAGUGAGGUAUCAAAUGCGCACAUGCAGUGUAUCAUUUCAUUGCCGGUUAUUCCAGGGAAUGGGCCCUCCAAAAUCCAUGAGUUUUAUGAGAAUUUGGUUGCUCAUGUUCAAGUACUGGAGACUAUGGGUAAACUUAAGGAGAUAAACGGAUAUGUGAGGCUUACACUGGAUAAACUUCCAGGCGUUAGAGCAGAUUUAGUAAGAUUAGAUGAUAACUGGCAAGAGUGGGGUUUUCCUCAACUAGUAGAAUCCUUGCACAAGUGGUGUGAGCGCAACCCUAUAACCUUCGACCGUAAGGCGCCUAUCCCUACACCUGAGCACGGUUUACGGAAGUCACCUCAAAAGCGAGAAAGGGUAUUUCAAACUAAGGAAGAAACGAGCAAGAUUAUCACAUGUGUCUAUUGUGAGUCGGGUCAACACAAGUCUGUAGAUUGUGAUCAGGUGAAAGGUGUCCAAGAGAGAAAGAAAUCCUUAGCUGCAAAGAAGCUGUGCUUCAAUUGUACUGGCGCAAAGCAUAGAGCGGCAGAUUGUCGCAGCAAGCACAAGUGCCAAAGGUGUGAGGGCAAGCAUCACACGUCUAUCUGCGACAAACAGCCCGGAUCGAACAUGAUGAUAGCGGCUGGGGAGGGUAGCGUGACUUAUCCUGUAGUCGUGGUCCUUGUAGAUGGCAUAAAAUGCAGAGCGCUGCUAGACACUGGGGCAGGCAGCUCGUACGCGUCAGCUGCACUGCUCGAGCGCCUUAACAAACGGCCUUUGCGUAGUGAAUACAAGAGAAUUGAUAUGAUGAUGCACUCAACAACUCAACGUAUAGAUGUUUACAACGUGAAGGUGCAAAGCAUCGAUGGAAAGUUCGAGAUGUCAACACUYGUGAGUAAAGUUGACAAGGGAGCCCUUCUUAUGCUACCAAACCCAAGGUACGCUGAGAUUAUCAAAAGCUACAGCCACCUGAAAGGGGUCAUCAUGGAGGAUGACGACACAAAGAGCGAGUUGCCUGUACACCUGAUUCUUGGUGCAAGCGAGUAA